Molecule: messenger RNA, 1390 nt
Organism: Galleria mellonella (greater wax moth)
Lineage: Eukaryota; Metazoa; Arthropoda; Insecta; Lepidoptera; Pyralidae
Product: beta-ureidopropionase-like
Exons: 1
Coding region: 262-1368 (368 amino acids)
Molecular function (GO): beta-ureidopropionase activity
Source: RefSeq, a predicted model, not a curated record
CAAAGACCUCGCGUUGUUGAUACAAAAUGUACCUAAAGCUUGAAUGUAUAUAGUUUUGUGAGAAAUAGAAAUAAUGAAAUUAUACUAUACAGUCGUCCAACGUUCUUGAUGUGUCCCAAACGAAUACACGACAAUCGGGACGCACUGCUUUGUACUAAAAAAUAUAACUACAUUAUUUUUAAAUCAUAUUCAUUUUUAAAUUGUGACAGUGCAUAAAAGUGCAUACCAAUAAAUAAUUUAUUUACAUCACUUUAUAACAAAAUGGAAUCAUGCACAAAUGAAGAUCUUGAUGCAAUUAUAGAGACAAACUUAAAUUCUGAGCAAUUGAAACAAUUCAAUAGAAUAUUUUAUGGACAGGAAGAUCAUUGUGAAUUGAAAUUAAGACUCUCGACAUUAAUGGCAAGUAAAAAUGAAAAUUUCCAAGUUUGUGGAUAUUCCUUUGCAGCGUCCAAAGAAGAGGCCAGAUCGCCAAGGAUAUUAAAAUUUGGGUUAGUGCAGCAUUCAAUUGUUUUACCUACACAUAAACCUUUAAAAGAGCAAAGAGACGCUAUUUUCCAAAAAGUUGGUAAAAUAAUAGAUGUUGCCGCAUCGGAAGGCGUUCAAAUUAUUUGCUUGCAAGAAGUAUGGUCGGCACCUUUCUUCCUCUGUACCAGAGAGAAAAAUGAAUGGAUAGAAUUCGUAGAAUCUCCAACUGAUGGGCCAAGCAUACAGUUUCUGGCGCCGCUGGCGAAAAAAUACAGUAUGGUAAUUAUUUCACCUAUUUUGGAACUAGAUGAAAAUAAUGUGUGGUGGAACACAGUCGUGGUUAUCAAUGAAAAUGGUAAAGUUAUGGGUAAACACCGUAAAAAUCACCUCCCUAGUGUGGGCAGCUUCAGUGAAACAUCUUAUUAUUCUCCAGGAAACACUGGUCACCCAGUAUUUGAUACUAAAUAUGGAAAAAUCGCAAUAAACAUUUGUUAUGGUCGACAUCAAGCACUGAACUGGUUGAUGUUUGCUCUUAAUGGCGCCGAAGUGGUGUUCAACCCUGCAGCAACUAUUUCAGAAUUUGGGGAAUCCUUUUGGGGUAUUGAAGCUCGCAAUGCUGCUGUAGCUAACAGUUACUUUACUGCUGGUAUCAAUCGAGUGGGCACAGAAGUGUUUACUGUAAAAAAUAAAUAUGAGGAAAAGCAAAUUUCUAGAACAUAUUACGGUUCAAGCUAUGUGACCGCUCCAAAUGGAGUUAGAACUCCCAGUCUUUCAAAAUGUAGUGAUGGACUCCUUAUAGCCGAAGUAGAUUUAAACUUAUGCAGACAAGUAAAAGAUCACUGGGGAUUUAAUAUGACUUCUCGAUUAGAUAUGUAUGCGAAAGAAUUAAACGCUGUAAAGUAAGAAAUAAAUGAACUUUUCUGGA